AUGCUGAAAAACAUUCUGGAUAAGGACGACGUCGUCGUAGUUGACUCAGAGCAGGACGAGGGAGAAGACGGUGGUAUCCUGGCGGUGCUCGACGAAUUGGCGCCGGAGCUGAAGACGGCUGCAUUGCAUUUCAAAACAGAAGACUGGCUGCGAGUCAUAGAGAGAUUAAGGAAGGAACCGAGCAGUGAAGUUCGAGAUAUCAUUGCGGAUGUGGGCCGAGAACUUACCGAGAAGAUCAAGGAGGCGGUGGACAGCCAGUAUGCGACCAUGACUUUUGAGGAUCAGGAAAAGGGCGGAGACAGCCGUACGAGCACAACUGCUGCUGCAGCUGGUGAGGUGCUGACCGAAGGCGCGGAGCUGGCCAGUAUGUACAGGGCCGGUAGCAUGUCUAACCGGCAGAUACUGAAGCACUUAUCCCGCUACACGCCGCUAAGGCUAGUGUACGAAGAGCGGGAGAUUUUGAGGUUGCUGGAGAGCACGUUGUACAUCAGUGAUUACACGGACAAGGUGGACAUUAUCCAUGCGGGCAAUAAGAACAAGCAGAUUCUGAAGCAGAUUCGGCAGAUAUGUUCGAUCUUGACGGGGUUGGUGAUGGCUCGGGACUACGAGGAGGGUCAGCGGUUGAUGAAGGACCGCGAUUUCAAGUCAUUGGAGCGGUUUUACCAAGGUUGUUUCGAGAUUGGGCGGCGGUACAAGAUUCUGAAUCCUGAGAAGAUGAGGGAGAAUUACGGGAAGUUGAUGUAUGUGCUAAUGGACACGAGUUCGAAGGCGAUUAGUCAGGUGUUGGAGUUUGAUUGUGUAACGCCAGUGCGAACAGUAUACAAUUUGUUGGAGAAGAAGGAGCGUGGUUUGGAGUUGUUGGACGACCCGUUGUUGGUGGUUGCGACGCAGGAGAUUUAUGACUACGGCUUGACACGGGAUCAGGUGCGGUUGAUGCAGCAACGCAAGGAGGCGGCGACCAAGUCGUUGGUUGAGAAGUAUUGCGCGACUCCUCGGGCCGCGGGGGACGGCAGGCGUGGUUUGUUGCGAAAUUUCUUUUUUGCUCGCGCCGAGCCGGAGCCGGUGAGUGAUGGAGCGGACCGGCUGGUGUUGCCGCGGUCGGGUGUUGCGAGUGAGGCCUUGAGUGAAGAGGACGUGGAGUUGGCGAUUUACUCGUUGAAGGACCAUAUGACGUUUUUGCGGUACAAUGAGAAGCCGGUCGAUCAGCUGUAUCAGUACUUGGUUACGUUUUACGACGCUGAGAAGCCGACGAGCGCAGAUGCCUCCUUGGCUAUUGCGCUGGGACAGGAGGGAGCCAGAUUGACGCACAGCCAUCAGCGCCAGUUCCUUUAUGUGAAGCAGACGUUGUUGCUGUGGAAGGAGAUUUUGCGCAACUUCCUCGAACUCUGGACCCUCGCCGACUCCGACCUGCUCGCCACCGACGGAAGUGGCUGGCUUGCCUCGCCUUCCUACCGCCUCUCCGCCACCGGUCAGGGACUCAACCGAGUGCAGCCCGCUCCGCGUGUCCAGCGCUGCGUUAACGAGAUUUUGAGGAAGGUCAUGAGCCAGUGCGGGGGCUGGAUCGGCAGUAGUGUCGUCCACCUAGGCGACCACAACGUUCCAAACGCCCUCAUGUUCAUUGACAAAUACCUCCAGGUGCCCCGCAUCGUCCAACCUCUGAUCCAAGUCCUGGAACAACUGCCGAGACAGAAGCGCCCUGAAAUCGUCGAAAUGAUUCGACGCGGAUACGGCGACGUCCAACACCUACAGUAA
Messenger RNA from Gregarina niphandrodes, 1752 nucleotides. RefSeq lists its product as hypothetical. The transcript is spliced from 2 exons. The coding region runs from base 1 to 1752 and encodes 583 amino acids. Lineage: Eukaryota; Apicomplexa; Conoidasida; Eugregarinorida; Gregarinidae. The record is from RefSeq and is a predicted model, not a curated record.